AAGACAAAAAUAAACGUGUCCGCCUAAAUAGUAUUAGUACUGAAAGACAACCCAAAAUAUCGUCCACACAGACAACUCUCCUCGCUCUCUCUCUCUCCUCUCGAUACAGUCUCCUCUUUGAAUUGGGAAUUUCCCUAGGGUUUGGUUUGGUUUUGUUGGCAUCAAUCUUCUUCUUCUAUAUGCUCUCGCCAAACUCUCUCAUGGAAUCAGAGUUUCUCUGAAUCCCUCUUCACGUUUGUCUAUAGGAUUUCUCCUGGCUAUAUAUUUUUCGAAAAAAAGUUUUAGGUUUUUACCAAUUAUGUUCGAAAUCUCGUCGCAGUCGGUCAUUUCUAUCAUGAUUUCUCUUCAGAACCUCCGUGUCUUCGGUCCUGGUCUCAAUCCUUUGUCCUCUAACUUCUGCAUCGCCAAUCACUCUCGCUAAUUUUCUCAACCCCUUUUCUUUUUGAUUUGAUUUCUUCCAUUAAAAUCUUCUGCAAGGUUGUGUUUUCCCAGAUAUUGAUCUUUUCUAUUUACAGUUUUCUUCUUCUUCUUUUUAUCUGUGAAGAUUUGAUCAACCCUUUUGGGAUUUCAUUUUCCUCCUAUUCAAGAUUCAAUAUUGAAUCUCGAACUCUGUUUUAGAUACAGCUUGGUAUUUAGAGAAAAAUUAACAGUAUGGUUGAAGAUCAAGAUCAGGUUAGUGCUUUGCGUCGAAGUUUGUCUAGAAGGCGCUCGUUUCGAUCUGAGGUCGGCAGGGAUGAUAGAGGUUGGACUUUGCUUCAUAUUGGGGCUCGUAAAGGGGAUAUUAAACAGGUGAAGCGUCUUCUUGAUGAUGGAAUGGACGUGAAUGUGCCUGCUUGGGGCCCGAAAUCGAAAGGGGUAACUCCUCUCCACUUGGCUGCCGAGGGUGGCCACCUUUCAGUUAUGGAUGAACUACUUGAGCGUGGUGCAAAUAUUGAUGCUAGAACUAAGGGUGCCUGUGGCUGGACUCCACUUCACAAUGCAGCCAAAGAACGGAGGAGAGCAGCAGUGAAGUUUUUAGUUGAGAAUGGGGCAUUCUUACCACCAGAUAUCAACGAUUGCAGGUUCAACCCCCCGCUCCAUUACUGUCCUGGCCUUGACUGGGCAUACGAGGAGUUGGAACGUCUACAACAAGAGAGCUCAUCUUCUGGAGAGACUUCUUCCAGCUCUGAAAGCUAAAUUACAAUCUUUUAUCAGUUGUUUGAUCUGGAUCCCUUGGUGUGCUUGGUGCUGUUAUGUUGAAACUAUUGAAUAUACCGACUACUUGUUAAUGUGUUCUAUGUUGUGCUGUGGUUGUGUUGAA
Humulus lupulus (European hop) is the source of this 1300-nucleotide messenger RNA. RefSeq names its product phytochrome-interacting ankyrin-repeat protein 2-like. Gene Ontology annotation, molecular function: protein binding. Lineage: Eukaryota; Viridiplantae; Streptophyta; Magnoliopsida; Rosales; Cannabaceae. The transcript has 3 exons. The coding region runs from base 652 to 1176 and encodes 174 amino acids. The record is from RefSeq and is a predicted model, not a curated record.